This is a messenger RNA of Aspergillus clavatus NRRL 1, 765 nucleotides long. RefSeq lists its product as uncharacterized. The transcript is spliced from 2 exons. NCBI's taxonomy places the organism in Eukaryota, Fungi, Ascomycota, Eurotiomycetes, Eurotiales, Aspergillaceae. Bases 1 to 765 code for a protein of 254 amino acids. The record is from RefSeq and is a predicted model, not a curated record.
AUGACCUCCAACACCCACCCCACACCCCAAGGAAGUCUCUCCACCCGCAUCUCCCUCCGCUGGCUCCCCGGCCCCGCCUUCGAAAACACCGACACCUUCGUCAUGUCGCUGACAGGCUGGUACGUCGACCUGCGCGUCGACAAAGCAUCCGGCAGGCUCGACUGGGCGAUCGCGGGCCGCCGCAUCGUCGAAAGCACGGACCCAUUACGCGUGCGCUUCACGCAUGAGAUCGACUCGCGCGGUUCCUUCGCGGACGCGGACUGCGGGACCUUCACUGCCCUGGAUGAUGGGGAUGAGUUGGAGGUUGGCAAGAUGGCGCGCGUGGAUCUUCCUGGAUGUCCGGUGAGGGCGUAUGAGGAGGUGUGGCGUGAGUUGCCGUUCCGGAGGGGUCCAGAGGGGGAGGGGAGGGGUGUGUCGUGGGUGCUUGAGGGGUGGGAGGCGAAGGGGGAGGGGGAGGAAGGAGUUGGGAUUCGGACGUUUGUGGCCAGGCUGUGGGGGAGUUAUUUGGUGCUGCGGCAGCGGCAGACACGGGCGCGGUCGAGGGAUGGUCGUGUGGUGGUCACGGAAGGCGGGGAGGUGAGUGCUCGGAGGGAGGAAUGGGGUUUGGCGGGGGGUUGGGAGGUGAAGUAUGCAUUGGGCCCGGAGGUGGAUGGGCUGCCUUCGAUGAGGAGGACACUGGCAGACGACAGGCAGUGGAGUAUGGGCGAAAAAGUGGUGAUCGCGGAUCAGACGUACAUUGUGCGAGCCUACGAGAAGAUCGGCUAA